AUGGCCUACUACUCAAGGCCAACAUCGGCGGCUGCCCACGCACAGGAUGAACAGGACCAAUAUCCAUACUAUCCCGACCCGGACCUCAUCGUCGGCAGCGGCGCCAACACUUCCUUUGUCAACCCGUACGAGGCGGCUUCCUCUACAUCGCAUGCUUCCCCCUUCUCAGAUGCCCACGCGGCCGGCGCCGGGCCUGCAAGCAUCCUUCCGCUCUCGCACCAACAGCGCAUGUCGUCGUUGCAGCAACAACCGAUGAGCAUCAGCGUUGACCCUAGUCAACAAGCACACAUGCCCCCGCUCAGCGAGAGCUUCUACAACCAGGCAGCGUAUGCGCUCGCUAGCCCGCCAGCUGCAGCUGUCAGUCCGGUCGGUCACCUCGCAACGCUCCCCGAGUACUCGCAGGCGCCCAUGGCGGCGGGCUCGGUGGACGGUGGCUAUACCUACUACAACCAGAGCGCUGCUGGGCACUACUCCUCGCUGGGCCACGGCGAAGGCGAUGACGACGAAGACGACGAUGAUGCGGCGACCAAGUACUCGCCCGGCUCGGUGUACGAUGAAAAGCACGAGUAUGGGCGUCCUGCUUCGGCAGCUGCGGGCGCAACUUCGCCCUUUGGCAGAGCUGCGGGUGCGGCGUACCUCACCAGCCCGUACGCUCAGGUUGCGGGCAACGACGACUAUGACAACGAUGCACACGGCGGCUUCGCGGGUCGUGCAGCCCACAGCCCCUACGGUGGCAGUGGCGACGCAGGCGCGUAUGACCCCAACUACGCCUACGGCGAUGCUGGCGUGCCCGGUGCAGGUGCAGGUCAAUUUGGCGACAACCACUUCGAAACGCAGCACUUCGGUCCUGCUCCCGCACGCGGUGCCCAGCUGCGUCGACACAAGACCAAGAAAAAUGUACGCCUCACCAAAGGCAACCUGAUCCUCGACUGUCCUGUCCCCACCAAGCUGCAGACGUUCCUCACACGAAGGGCCGAGGACGAGUUUACCACCAUGCGCUAUUCCGCCGUGACGUGUGACCCAGAUGAUUUCGUGGCGGAAUCCUUCACGCUGCGCCCGGCGCUGUACGCCCGCCACACGGAGCUGUUCAUCGCCAUCACCAUGUACAACGAAGACGAGGUGCUGUUCUGUCGAACUUUCCACGGAGUCAUGAAGAACAUUGCGCACCUGUGUUCGCGCAACAAGUCACGGACGUGGGGAAAAGAGGGGUGGAAGAAGGUCGUCGUUGCCAUCAUCAGCGAUGGACGCAAGAAGAUCCAUCCGCGGGUCCUUGACUGUCUGGCCGCGCUUGGCGUGUACCAGGACGGCGUGGCCAAGAACAUGGUCGAUGGAAAAGAGGUGCAGGCACAUCUGUACGAAUACACGACGCAGCUGUCGAUCGACUCGAACCUCCAGUUCAAGGGCGCCGAGCGUGGUCUGGUGCCCAUGCAGAUCAUCUUCUGUCUCAAGGAGAAGAACGCCAAGAAGAUCAACUCGCAUCGAUGGUUCUUCAACGCCUUCUGCCCCAUCCUCCAACCCAACGUGACGGUCCUGUUGGAUGUGGGAACACGACCGGAGAACAAGUCGAUCUACUAUCUGUGGAAGUCGUUUGAUCUCAACUCGAACGUCGCCGGUGCGUGUGGCGAGAUCUGCGCCGAAACCAAAGGCAAAUGGGGUGUAGGGCCUCUGCUGCUCAACCCGCUCGUCGCAGCGCAGAACUUCGAGUACAAGAUUAGCAACAUUCUCGACAAGACCACCGAGAGUGUCAUGGGCUACAUCUCGGUCCUCCCCGGUGCCUUCUCGGCGUACCGCUACAUUGCGCUGCAGAACGACGAGUUCGGCCACGGCCCGCUGGCAUCGUACUUCAAGGGCGAGAACCUGCUCGGUGCGGACGCGGAUGUAUUCACCUCCAACAUGUACCUCGCCGAGGACCGAAUCCUGUGUUUCGAGUUGGCCGCCAAGCGCGGACACGGGUGGGUGUUGAAGUACGUCAAGUCGGCUCGCGGCGUGACAGACGUGCCCGAGGGCCUGCCCGAGUUCAUCAGCCAACGCCGCCGCUGGCUGAACGGCUCGUUCUUCGCGGCGGUCUAUGCGCUAUACCACACGGCGCAAUUCCUGCGCUCCGGCCACAACGCAUGGCGCAAGGCGCUGCUCGUGUUCGAGAGUUUCUACUCGUUCAUCAACAUGUGCUUCGCCUGGUUCGGCCUGGCCAACUACUACAUUUUCUUCCGCAUCCUCACAACGUCGCUCGAAGACCCGACGUUCCACCUGCGCGGCAUCGGGGUGUUCAACGUGUUCAUGCAGUACAUCUACUUGGGCACGGUGGUGGCGAGCUUUAUCUUUGCCAUGGGCAACCGGCCGCAGGGGAGCAAGUGGAAGUACUGGGCGGCGGUGGUGGUGUUUGCGCUGCUGACCGUCUACAUGAUGGUGGCGGCGGUGCUGUGUCUGAGCAAGGUGGUUAAGCGCGUGGAGCACGAUGCGAUCUAUGCGCAGAUGGUCGUGUCGCUACUGGCGACGUAUGGCGUGUAUCUGAUUUCGUCGCUGUUGGCGUGUGACCCGCUGCACCUGGUGACGAGCUUUCUGCAAUAUCUGCUGCUGGCACCGACGUACAUCAACAUCCUCAACAUCUACGCGUUCUGCAACCUGCACGACUUCAGCUGGGGCACCAAGGGCGACACGACUGUUUCAAAGGACCUGGGAGCCGUCGUCAGCACGGGCAAGGGCACUGUCGAGAUUACGCUCCCCACUGCACAGGCCGACAUCGACACGGCGUACGACGACGCGCUCAACAAUCUGCGUACGCGGCCCAUGAUCAUCCGCGGCGACGCCAGCAACGAGGAAAAAGCCGCCCGCCAGAUGGACUACUACAAGAACAUCCGCACCAACGUCGUCCUCGCCUGGGCACUCAGCAACGGCGUCGUCGCCGCGUUUAUCUUGAACGGCGAUGCUUCGAGCACGUUCGACUCCGGCAGCGGCGUGACCAGGACCAAGGUGUACAUGGUGCUCGUGCUUGUCUUUGUCGCUGGCAUGGCAUGCAUCCGCUUCAUCGGCUCAACGCUCUACCUCACCAUCCGACUCAUCAACGGCUGA
This is a messenger RNA of Sporisorium graminicola, 3069 nucleotides long. RefSeq lists its product as uncharacterized. Gene Ontology annotation, cellular component: cell periphery; cell septum. Bases 1 to 3069 code for a protein of 1022 amino acids. Gene Ontology annotation, molecular function: chitin synthase activity. The transcript has a single exon. Lineage: Eukaryota; Fungi; Basidiomycota; Ustilaginomycetes; Ustilaginales; Ustilaginaceae. The record is from RefSeq and is a predicted model, not a curated record.